UGUCGCGAAUCGCGAUGUCGCGUUUCUCAAGUUGCCCUUGACUCCAUCUUUUUAAUUACUGUUUUUAAAAAGUUUUCUUUAUAAUAUAGAGAACAUUUUAAUAAAUCGUAUUAAUUCUAUUGUUACAAGUGUUUUUUAGUGUGAUGUGAGUGGUUUACGGUGUGGUGAAGUAUAGUAUCCCUGUAGCGUCACCUGACUGGACUCAUUGUCAUUUCCCGCCAUUGUGGCUUUGCUAAAACUAAUUUCGAUUUUCUGUUAAAUCCAAAGUGGUUUAGAUGUGGAUUUAUUAAUUUGCGUUGUUUUGUGCCUGAGUAAUGUCAUUACACGGUAAUGACGUUUGUUUACUAGAAAUAGAAGACUACAACUUGUACGAAGAAGAAGCAUCUGAUCACGCUAAUUCAAGAAGCGACAAAUUGCCACCGGGUAGCAAAACCAUGGAAGCAGAGAAGCGAAUUCGGCGUGAAAUUGCAAACAGCAAUGAGAGGAGGCGUAUGCAGAGUAUAAAUGCAGGCUUCCAAGCUUUGCGCACCUUGCUACCACGUCAUGAAGGCGAAAAACUUAGUAAAGCUGCCAUAUUGCAACAAACAGCAGAAUACAUCUACUCACUGGAACAAGAAAAAACGAGACUUUUAUCUCAGAACUGUCAACUAAAGAGGUUGCUGAACCAACAUGAAGGAGGAGACAUACCUCUAAAGAAGAGAAAAAGUGAAAUUAUCACUCAUAUUCCUUCCAUAAUUCCUGAUUCCACUGAUGAUACAAUUACAAACUCAAGAUCUCCAGAACCCGUACCAGUCAUAACGGUUUCAGGAAUCAGUCAGAAAAAGGAAUCUGAGAGUGGAGAGUUACGAGUGCAGCUGGAACGUGAGAAGCAAUUGCGGCGCCUACUGGAAGACCGUCUCACCACCAUGGAAACUCAGAUUACACAUUCGGUAGUUCAGUAUGAAGAAACAGAGGAAGUGGACUGCAAAAUGGAGAAAUCUGAAGUGCAAGAACCACCAGCACCAGAAGCACCACCUGCUGUGGCUGCCCCUCUGCUGGAAGCCGCCAUCAAGGCAGAGCCUCGGGUGGAAGUAGAGGUGCUGCCAGAAGCUGCUCACGAUGCUCCCUCGCGGUUGUAUCUGCCCAGCACGAGCCGCCAGAACCUAGAGACCAUCGUGGAGGCCAUCCGUCACUUGGAGGGUGAUCACCUGUUUGGGGAGGUUGGCACUGAUGCUCCUCUGGCAUUGACAAAAAAAGUGGAACGAGCUCCACCACAGCGACCAGGAGUUAUAGUAGUGAAGCAUUCGUGAUUGUAUUACUAACUAGUCGUGGACUUUCAGCUCGAUAAAUCGUGUCUAUUUGAAGAGACCUCACCCUCCUCGAAUAUUUUGUUUAGUUGUAUAAACACCUUUUCCAAAGUGACAAAUUGAUAAGUCUGUGUUUCGUUUAUAACGCUUUGAAGUUGAGUGUGAGAUUGGGGUAAGUCUGCACUACGAAAUUUCACCGCGCGUUUUAUCUGCAAAAUUCUGUGAGAAAAAUUGCAAUAUUUUGCAGUGCGGGCUUACCUUUACUGAUUGAUGAAAGUGACGUAAGUCGAUUGGCGCUGUGCUUAGUUUAGUCUCAAAUUAAUUAUGUUUUAUGAUUAUUAUUGAUUUACUCAGGCUUAUUACAGUUAUCCAUUGAUGGAGGAAUGACUGAUUUUGAUAAGAAUAGGUGGAAAUGUCUAGUAAUAGAAUGUGCCGCGUGCCAAUGCUGUUUGUUUAACAUUAUUUCAAUGCAGACAUUCAGUUUCUUCCCUGGUUAAUAUCUUUAGUUUUCUCAUGAUGUUUAAUGUUCAGCGGAUUAUGGAAUGCAAGCAAUAAUGCUGAGAUUGGCGUAAAGAGGUUGUUAAUGAAACAGCAAUAAUGAAGGGAUAGUUAAUUAUUUUCAAAAAUAUAAUUAAUAAAUUUAUUAGCUCUUAAAUAUUAUGAAAUGUAGGCAUGCGGCUACUAUAUACUUAUAAUUUCUUUUCAUUUAUAUCAGCUGUGUGACCAUACAUGUCGCACAACACUAUAUUCUGUAUAGCAAUUAAUAAAUAAUUUUAAAAAUGCAUUCAAGUUAUACUCUGACAGCAUCUCUUCACUUACAUUUAGUGUAAAGAGUACAGACACCUGGUAGUAGAAAAAAUAAAGUAAAAUUGAAACUCAUACAAAUCUUAAUCUACAAUGAAUUAUCCAAUAUCUACUAAUCCAGUGUGGUAGGUUGUUAAAAUUCCAGUGAUUUUAUAUUUGAUAUUGGUAUGUUAUUGUUAGUGGCAAUAAUUAAUAUUUAUUAACGUAUUAGUAAUGCAUUCCAUGUGAUUCUGAUUCCCACAAAAUAAAUAAUUUUGACCUGAUAGUGCUAUCCGGGGUUUGAGAAAUAACAUUAAAAUUUCUGACCGUAGCUAAAGGAUUGUAAAUGUGAUAAAAAAAUUAUGACUAAGUUAUUUUAAAUGAAAAAUAAAUUAAUAUGAUGCUUUUAUUCUUAAAAUCAUGAUUUUUUGAAUAUGUAUUAAAAAAUUGCAUGGUGCAGUGCUCUGGCUGUAUGUAAUAAAAUUUACUAGUUGUCACAGCUUCACUUUAGGAGAAUUUCUAAAAUCCCUUAAAAAAAAUACAUGUGAAAUCGCAAACUCCUAAAUCCAGCAGUUUGAGCUGUAUGUUUGUGUCAGUCAGUUGAUUUCCUGACAUACAAUAUUAUAAUAUUAUAGAUAAGGAGAACACCCGCAUAAUCUCAUAUAAUAUAUGUUAUACAAGUUACAACCAAUAAAUGAAUGUGUUUGGACAAUUCUACAGUUUUGAAAAAUUGUUACAGAUCAGUUAAAGUUGUAUAUAUUAUGAUUUGUAAUAUCUGUUUGAAUUUCUUUAACAAAACUGAAUUUAAAUCAUUUUUGAAGUAUUCUGACUUUAUUUAAUGGAUAGCCAUAUUUAUAGACUAAUAUUCUGUUAAAAAAUAUUAAUUUCUACCUUAUCUUGACAGAAUCUCAUGUAAAUGAGUUGUGAAUAUUUUGAUCAUGUUAUAUUGAUCAGUUUUAUUGUAAACAUCUCAUAGGCAUGCAGGCCUGUGCUGUUUCCAGGUCUUCUAUAUGAAGGUAAAACUAGGAUGGAAAUAUCCAGUAUAGUAUAAUGUAAUGUAAUCAUCAUCAGUACAUCUUGGAUUGAUGUGGAAAGUGUUUUUUAUAGUUUUACUUUACUAGAUUUAGAAAUUAUAGGUUUUUCCAGCUCAUAAUUUGGUGUAUAAAGUGAUUUUACUGUUUGCUUCAUUGUGCU
This is a messenger RNA of Maniola jurtina (meadow brown), 3263 nucleotides long. RefSeq names its product transcription factor AP-4 (gene crp). NCBI's taxonomy places the organism in Eukaryota, Metazoa, Arthropoda, Insecta, Lepidoptera, Nymphalidae. Gene Ontology annotation, molecular function: DNA-binding transcription factor activity, RNA polymerase II-specific; protein dimerization activity; RNA polymerase II cis-regulatory region sequence-specific DNA binding. Gene Ontology annotation, biological process: regulation of transcription by RNA polymerase II. The transcript has 3 exons. The record is from RefSeq and is a predicted model, not a curated record. Bases 315 to 1289 code for a protein of 324 amino acids. Gene Ontology annotation, cellular component: nucleus.